UCCUGUUUUCUUUGGAUAUUUGGAAAAGAAAAACAAACAUACCCCAAAUCAGAGAAACUUGUUACAAUGUCAGUACCUAUUCGAAUUAUAACUUUACUAUUGCUCCUAAUCUUCAUUGCUCAAAGUCUCUCUUACACAAUUUCCUACCAAGGUAGCAAUAUUGCAACCAAGAAAUGCAACUUCAUCCCAAACAGUGAGUCAAACAUUGAUCGGAUGCAUGCAGCAGCUAUAAUAAGAGAAAACAAGUUGAGUGGACGAAAGUUGGCAUUUUCCGAGAAAAUGAAAGAAAAUAUUAUUGAAGAAAGCAAGCAAGAAAAUAUUGCAAAUGUGAAAGGCCAAGAGAUUACAAGAACAAGACGUUUGAUUUCACUGGAUGGAGAUCAGAAAAAGAUGGGUGGAUAUGUAGUAUUUACUGCAGAUUACAAAUUACCAAGGCAUCAUCCUCCUAAAAAUAAUUAGAAAUAUGAUGUUACUAUGAUAUACAAUAUGGUUUAACUACCUCUGCAGCUAAUAUAUAUAUAUAUAUAUAUAUAUAUAUAU
Messenger RNA from Nicotiana attenuata, 540 nucleotides. RefSeq lists its product as uncharacterized. Gene Ontology annotation, molecular function: growth factor activity. The transcript has 3 exons. Gene Ontology annotation, biological process: positive regulation of cell population proliferation; positive regulation of gene expression; cell differentiation. NCBI's taxonomy places the organism in Eukaryota, Viridiplantae, Streptophyta, Magnoliopsida, Solanales, Solanaceae. The record is from RefSeq and is a predicted model, not a curated record. The coding region runs from base 67 to 459 and encodes 130 amino acids.